AUGGCCUCAGAAAAGCCCAUCGUUCUUCACCUCGGAGAUCCUGUCGAGUUUAAUAAGGAACUAUACGCGCAAAUAGCAAAUGCUUUCACAGUGAUUCGACCUUCGCUUGAGGAGAGACAGCGGAAUGAGUUCUUGAAGGCCCUCCAAGAGAAAAGAUGGGGCGACUUCCAGGCCAUUUUCCGUCCCUUUUGGAAUAGCGGCGGCGAAAUGGGGCGCUGGGAUGCCGAGUUGAUUCGUCUACUUCCGUCAUCGUUGAAAGUGUAUGCGAGCGCGGGGGCGGGAUACGACUGGAUGGAUGUGGAUAUCCUGGCUGAACAUGACGUUGUAUACUGCAAUGGCGCACAGGCGUCGAGUGAAGCAGUGGCAGAUAUGGCUGUUUUUCACAUAAUAUCUGUUUUUCGCAACAUGCAGUGGUCCAUGGAUGGCGCUCGUUCGGGAGAUCCUAAGCUCUGGCUUGAGGCCCACCAAAACACCGCAGCUACCGCGCAUAACCCAUGCACACAGGUUCUUGGUAUCAUCGGGCUUGGCAAUAUUGGUUAUACCAUCGCCCGUAAGGCAUACGCCUGUUUCGGGAUGAAAAUCUACUAUCACGACCUUUAUCGCAAGUCGUCGGAGCAAGAGAAAGCAGUCGGCGCAUCAUUCUGCGAAUCGCUUGAUGACCUACUGGCUGCAGCGGAUUGUGUUGUUCUGGCAACUCCCUUUGGAGGCUCAAAGCUCAUUACCAGGGAGAACCUGUCCAAAUUCAAGAGGGGUGCUAAGUUCGUAAACAUCGCACGGGGAGCGCUUGUUGAUGAGAUCGCUCUCGUCGAUGCCUUAAAAUCGGGACAACUGUCUGCCGCAGGGCUUGAUGUUCACGAGCACGAACCAAACGUGAACAAAGAACUUGCCCGGAUGAGAAAUGUCACAUUAACUGCCCACACAGCCGGUGGUGCAGCCGAAACCCAGAUCGGAUUCGAGAGACUUUCGAUGGAAAAUAUUCAGCGAGUAUUGACUGGUCAAGAACCAUUGACGCCGGUCAACAAGCAUCUGCUCAAGGAAUGA
Penicillium argentinense is the source of this 1041-nucleotide messenger RNA. RefSeq names its product D-mandelate dehydrogenase-like dehydrogenase. Gene Ontology annotation, cellular component: cytosol. The record is from RefSeq and is a predicted model, not a curated record. The transcript is spliced from 5 exons. Gene Ontology annotation, molecular function: hydroxypyruvate reductase [NAD(P)H] activity; glyoxylate reductase (NADPH) activity; NAD binding. Lineage: Eukaryota; Fungi; Ascomycota; Eurotiomycetes; Eurotiales; Aspergillaceae. The coding region runs from base 1 to 1041 and encodes 346 amino acids.